UUCGUUGAUAACUUGUUUAAUAUGGUAUUUAUACACAAGGACCCAGGCUAAGCAGUAUUAUUCAUUUGAUUUUGAUGUUGAUGUAAAUCAAAUCUCAAAUCUGGUGAUCUAUAUAGUUAUGGCGUUGAAUAAUCUUCUUGCUAGUUUUUUUCUUAUUCUUUGUUCAGUGGUUGCCAUUGAAGCUGCUACUGGUAUUAGUCCCCCGCUUAACCGUAGUAGUUUUCCAGACGGUUUCAUUUUCGGAACAGCUUCAUCGGCUUACCAGUGUGAAGGUGCAGCAAAUGUUGGUGGCAGGGAACCAAGUAUAUGGGAUACUCACACUCAUAAUUAUCCAGAAAAGAUAUUCGGCAGAAGCAAUGGAGACGUAGCCAUAGAUGAAUAUCAUCGUUAUAAGGAAGAUGUUGAGAUUAUGAAGGAUAUUAACAUGGACGCUUAUAGAUUCUCCAUCUCUUGGUCCAGAGUACUUCCAAGAGGAAAGCUUAGUAGAGGUGUGAACAUGGAAGGAAUUAAUUAUUACAACAACCUCAUCAAUGAACUUCUAGACAAAGGAAUUAAACCCUUUGUGACGCUUUUUCAUUGGGAUCUUCCUCAAAUACUUGAAGAAGAAUAUGGUGGCUUUCUAAGUCCUAAUAUAGUGAAUGAUUUUCGAGACUAUGCAGAGCUUUGCUUUAAGGAAUUUGGAGAUAGAGUAAAGCAUUGGAUCACAUUAAACGAGCCAUGGACCGUAAGCAAGUUCGGUUAUGGCGAUGGAUGGGCAGCACCAGGACGAUGUUCAUCCUGGCUUAACAAAAAUUGCAGUGGCGGUGAUUCCGCCACUGAACCUUAUAUAGUGGCUCACAAUCAGUUGCUUGCUCAUGCAACUGCUGUCAAAGUAUACAAAACCAAGUAUCAGGCAUCUCAAAAGGGCUUGAUAGGAAUAACGCUAUCGUGUGACUGGAUGGUGCCUCUCCAUGAUACAGAAUCAGACAUCCGAGCGACACAAAGAGCCAUUGAUUUCAUAUUUGGAUGGUUUAUGGAUCCAUUGACACUAGGAGAUUAUCCAAGUUCCAUGCGAUCAUUGGUAGGAAGCAGAUUACCAAAAUUCUCUAAACAUGAGGUCAAGCUUGUAAAAGGGUCCUUCGAUUUUUUAGGAUUAAACUAUUACACUUCGAAUUAUGCUACUGAUGCGCCCGAAUUAAGUAUGGCCAGACCUAGCUUGCUCACAGAUUCUCAAGUUAUUACUACAAACGAACGUAAUGGAGUACCUAUUGGCCCGAUGACUUCUUCAAUAUGGAAGCCAGUUUAUCCAAAGGGAAUUCAUGACCUGUUGCUCUAUACCAAAACAAAGUACAACAAUCCUUUAAUCUAUAUCACAGAAAAUGGUUUGGACGAGUCCAAUGAUCCAACACUUUCACUUGAAGAAGCCCUUGCAGAUACGCCUAGGAUUGAUUACUAUUAUAGUCACCUUUGUUAUCUUCAAAGUGCAAUCAAGGAUGGCGUGAAUGUAAAAGGAUAUUUUGCAUGGUCAUUGCUCGAUGACUUCGAAUGGACAUUAGGGUACGUGGUGAGGACAGGAAUAAACUUUGUAGAUUAUAAAAAUGGUUUGAAAAGAUAUCCAAAAAUGUCAGCCUUCUGGUUUAAGAAUUUCUUACAAAAGAAGAAAGUUAUGCAUAGUGAAUUGCGCUAAUAAGAUGAACUUCAUUGAU
Messenger RNA from Lathyrus oleraceus (garden pea), 1685 nucleotides. RefSeq names its product beta-glucosidase 12. Gene Ontology annotation, molecular function: beta-glucosidase activity. The coding region runs from base 119 to 1666 and encodes 515 amino acids. Gene Ontology annotation, biological process: carbohydrate metabolic process. The record is from RefSeq and is a predicted model, not a curated record. The transcript is spliced from 13 exons. NCBI's taxonomy places the organism in Eukaryota, Viridiplantae, Streptophyta, Magnoliopsida, Fabales, Fabaceae.